This is a messenger RNA of Prunus armeniaca (apricot), 639 nucleotides long. Lineage: Eukaryota; Viridiplantae; Streptophyta; Magnoliopsida; Rosales; Rosaceae. The record is from the annotation of a GenBank genome assembly.
AUGUCCGAGAAAUACGACCAUCUUCAUGCUAAGAACGUUGAGCUCGAGCAUGACUACCGCACCCUGAAGCGUAAUUGGGAGAAGUCUAGGGUCUCAGGCUCCCAACAUGAGUUUACCCAGGAUGUUAACAACACCCAGCUAGACCAGCCAGUGCCCUCUUACCACAAUGCCCCGAUCCAGUCUAGGCUCGGCAAGGGUAAAUGCCCUUUUUACCCAGAGACAACUAAGUCGCGGCUCCUUCACAUCUCCCCACCGAAUGAUCGGCCCCAUGAACCGGUGAAGGUCUACAAGGAUUGCAGGGACUGUAUCUUGGACCGUCAGACGAACCCUAUCCAUAUAUCUGUUAAGCUCAAAGACCCAAGGGUGGUACACCUAGGCCCCCCACCAAAGCCCACCCACCUACUAGUUGGAGAAGGUGUAGGUGACUCAAAGAACAGGAGGCAGUACUAUUCAGAAGACUACGAGUCUUAUCACACCGAGGCGUUCGAAGAACAUGAACCUUACCCAACCCCUGGCCACCCGCACCUCAGGCCUUUAGCACCUGAGCCCUUCCCACAUGCCGACCUGGCCAUGAGGCUUCUCUUUGAGAAGGUUCAGCGUCUAGAGAACAAGCAGCACCGCAGCCACCAACCCCUCUAG